GAGUAACACACACUCAUAGAUACGCGACAACAAGCGAAACCUGUUAACGAAAAAUGUUAACGUGAAGCCUGGUAACAGUUUCCACGAACGUAGAAAUGCCAGGAGCAGUGGGUCUCGAAACGCAACAAAAAAUCCAAAAUCGAAAACAUCGCGUUUGACCACCGUUCGUCUCGAUCGAUCUUCGAACACGUUCUGAUUGGGAUCACGAAAGUGAGAAUCGAGAAAAUGAGCAAAAGGAAAGAAAUGAUAACAUGCCGGGGUAUACUAUGGUACGUAGUGUUCUGUGGCUUCGCCAUAAACUAUAUGCUGAGGAUCAACUUGAAUCUAACAAUAGUGGCGAUGGUGAUGCCAUAUCCGAAAGCUGCUGCAGCUGCUCAAUGCAACCACGAAAGUGUCAAUAAAACGAUCGAUAAUAAUAUCACUUUCACGGUUGCACCCCCCAUUGCACCGCCCCUGGAGAAUAUUACGUACACUGACCGAUUUAAUUGGAACGAGUACCAGCAAGGUUUAGCUUUGGGAGCCUAUUAUUGGCUGCACUGGCUGUCUCAACUUCCUGGAGGACUAUUAGCAAGGCGUUAUGGGACAAAACUAGUUUUCGGUUUGGGGAACUUUGUAACAGCCAUUUUGGGCUUUCUAAUUCCAUUUAUGACACAUUAUCACCUCUAUGCUCUCAUUUUCUUGCGAGUUCUUCAGGGUCUAGUGGCGGGUGUCGUGUGGCCCGCCAUGCACGAUAUGACAGCAAAGUGGAUUCCCCCCAUCGAGAGGAGCAAGUUUGUCAGCUCCUAUUUGGGUAGUUCUGUCGGUGCAGCCAUAACUUAUCCACUUUGUGCAGCUGUCAGUAGCACGUUUGGCUGGGAUGCUGCCUUUUACGUAACGUCUUUGCUAGGUGUAAUUUGGUACUGUGCCUGGCUAUUUCUGGUAUACGAUUCCCCUCAGCAGCAUCCUCGAAUAUCUGACGAGGAAAAGAAAUAUAUAUUAGAUAAUCUGGGUGAAUCAGUCGAGGAAACUGUCGACGAGGAAAAGCCUAAAAUACCUUGGAAAUCCAUAUGGCUGUCGGGUCCAGUUUGGAUCACUAUCACUGCACACUGGGGCAGUGGGUGGGGUUUUCUCACUUUGAUGACUCAGACACCGAGUUACUUCAAUUUCGUUCACGGUUGGAACAUCAACGCGACUGGACUCAUUUCCGGUGCUCCCCACCUACUGAGGAUGAUUUUCUCGUACUACUUCUCGAUUAUGUGUGACUGGCUUCUGCGUACCAAGAGAAUGAGCUUGACGAACGUUAGGAAACUGGCGACGUUUGUUUGCACGGCUGUGCAAGGCGCGUUCAUCCUAAUUUUGGGUUUCAGUGGGUGUGAACCGAUACUUGCAGUGAUCUUUAUGAUGGCGGGAACUGCCGCGAACGGUGCAAUUUCCGCCUCCACGUUAGCAAACUUCGUAGAUCUCAGUCCAAAUUAUGCUAGCGUUCUUCUUGGCUUCUGUGGAAUGAUAGUCAUAUGGUGUGGUUUCAUCUCGCCAGCAGUCGUUGGAGCUCUAACCAAUAACAAUCAAACUAUAGCACAGUGGCGUAUAGUAUUUAUCAUAGCUGCUGCCAACUCUAUCGCUGGAGCAGUCGUGUAUAUGCUGUUUGGAACAUCGAAGGAACAGUCCUGGAACAAAUCAGAAAAAUCGAAUGUAGAAUCUGGACGAGAAAUGCAGAAGUUAACAACGGUGCCAGUUAUAAAAUGCGAUGAUGCAGAGGAGAGGACAGAGGCGGCAGAAAAGAAUGGGAUGAUUGAAAGUAAAUAAAAGCACACAGAAGAGGUAUAAAAUUGUCAGAAACAACGUAAGAAUGAAGAACUUCCCGGGAGCAGCCACGGAGGGCGCUUAAUUAUUCGUGAUAUUAACAAAAUCGCGUGCAUCUAUGUUGAGAAAUACGCAACACUACUUUUAAUAACAAACCUGAGCCAUUCGAGGCUCUGUGAAGUCAGCUGCAUCUUGAUCCUGAAGUAGCAGUGGCCAGCUUGAAAUUUUGGGCAUUAAAUCGCAACACUAAUUAAUGAAAAACGCGAUAAAUCAAGAUCGCAACGCUAAUUUAUAAUGGAAAAAUUACAAACGCGAUUUGUAAGAAUAAAAGCAA
Messenger RNA from Colletes gigas, 2116 nucleotides. It is a transcript of the gene NaPi-T, whose product is annotated as sialin. Gene Ontology annotation, biological process: transmembrane transport; monoatomic anion transport. The record is from RefSeq and is a predicted model, not a curated record. Gene Ontology annotation, molecular function: transmembrane transporter activity. Lineage: Eukaryota; Metazoa; Arthropoda; Insecta; Hymenoptera; Colletidae. The transcript is spliced from 8 exons. Gene Ontology annotation, cellular component: plasma membrane. The coding region runs from base 226 to 1785 and encodes 519 amino acids.